GACCUGAUAGACAUGAAUACUGUUGCUGUUCAAAGCAACCUUGCAAAUUUAGAGCACGCUUUUUAUGUAGCAGAAAAAAUUGGCGUUAACAGACUCCUGGAUCCUGAAGACGUUGAUGUUUCCUCUCCUGAUGAAAAAUCCGUAAUAACGUAUGUGUCAUCUCUCUAUGAUGCGUUUCCCAAAGUCCCUGAAGGUGGUGAAGGCAUCAGUGCAAAUGAUGUUGAAGUCAAAUGGAUUGAAUACCAGAAUAUGGUGAACUACCUCAUCCAGUGGAUUCGACACCAUGUGACCACAAUGUCUGAGAGAGCAUUUCCCAAUAAUCCCGUAGAACUGAAGGCACUUUACAAUCAGUAUUUACAGUUUAAAGAAACAGAAAUUCCUCCAAAGGAGACAGAAAAAUCAAAAAUCAAACGCCUAUAUAAAUUAUUAGAGAUUUGGAUAGAAUUUGGACGCAUCAAACUCCUUCAAGCCUUUUCCGUUUCCCUGGCGAUUUGGAUAGAAUUUGGACGCAUCAAACUCCUUCAAGGUUAUCAUCCAAAUGACAUAGAAAAAGAGUGGGGGAAGCUCAUCAUUGCCAUGCUCGAGAGGGAGAAGGCGCUGCGUCCAGAAGUAGAAAGUUUUGGCUGUGACCCUCUUUCUGUGGGGCCAUGGAAACCAGAAUAUGGACUGCCUCCAUUUACAGGGCAGUGA
Myotis davidii is the source of this 690-nucleotide messenger RNA. Its product is annotated as dystonin-like. Gene Ontology annotation, biological process: hemidesmosome assembly; wound healing; cytoplasmic microtubule organization. Gene Ontology annotation, molecular function: microtubule binding; structural molecule activity. The record is from RefSeq and is a predicted model, not a curated record. Gene Ontology annotation, cellular component: hemidesmosome; intermediate filament; membrane. Bases 13 to 690 code for a protein of 225 amino acids. Lineage: Eukaryota; Metazoa; Chordata; Mammalia; Chiroptera; Vespertilionidae. The transcript is spliced from 7 exons.